Molecule: messenger RNA, 1055 nt
Organism: Falco peregrinus (peregrine falcon)
Lineage: Eukaryota; Metazoa; Chordata; Aves; Falconiformes; Falconidae
Product: basic proline-rich protein
Exons: 2
Coding region: 342-1052 (236 amino acids)
Biological process (GO): mitochondrial respiratory chain complex IV assembly
Cellular component (GO): mitochondrion
Source: RefSeq, a predicted model, not a curated record
UUUUCUGGGCAAGGGAAGCGCAGAACUGGAGGUCUUCACACAAUAAAAGCAAAAAUCUUUCUUGAACUCUGAAGAAAACUCCUUUUGUUUGUUUUCCAGAGUUGCAAGCCCACUGGAAACGCAAGAGCAGGGCGGCGGGCAGCUCCGGUAGAGAACAGCCCCCCGGGAAAGGCUCCGGCAGGCACGGACGGGCCGGCCGCCCUCCACCCUCCGGGGCUCCCCCGGUGGCGCCGUCAGUGGGCGAGGGCCCCGCUUUACCCGCCCACACCGGCGCUUCUGGCCCGAGGGCCGCAGGCGCCCGGCCGGGGCAGGGCGAGGGGCUGGGCCCAGCGGGGCAGGCGAUGCCAGCGCUGCCCGCAGGACCCCUGCCCGCCACCCGGCCGGGCCGCGCCUCGCCUCAGCCCUCAGGUACACGGCGAGGCCGCGGGCCGCUCCCCGCCGCAGGCCCGGGGCCGGCCCGUGGGUCUCGAAGACGCCCCAAUCCCCGGGCAGAAGAGCCGGGGAGCCCCGGGGGGCGGCGGGGGACAGCGCUCCGGCCGCCUUCCCCUCACCCGCCGCCGCGGAGCAGCGGCCCAGCCCUAUCGCCCCGCGGCAGGGGACGGGACGGGGCAUCGCUCGGCCCGGCCCGGCCCGGCCCUGCAUCGGCGGUCGGUUGCUCUGGGCUGGCUCGAGGCGCUCGGCGCUCGGCUGGGGGCGGGGCUCUCCUCCGCUCCGCUGCCCCCCCCCCCGCCCCGCCCGGCCCGGCCCUUCCCCCCGCGGCGAGCAGGCGGCUCGGGCACGCGCCGCCCGCCCCGCCGUCGCCGGCCAUGUCGAGGAGCUCCCGGGCGGUGCUGGCCGUUACCGCGCUGCUCUCCGCCGCCACCGUGGCGGCUGUGCACGUCCAGCAGCGGUGGGAGCGGGAGAGGCUGCACAGUGGAGUUCUCAGAGAUCUUGAGCGACAAAGUCAGAAAAAGGAGAAUAUUCGCCUGCUAGAAGAGCAGAUUGCUUUGACAAAGCACCUUAUGGAAGAAAGAGACAAGGCACUAAUGGAAAAAAGGUCCCAGCAGUCCUAGGCA